Messenger RNA from Aspergillus puulaauensis, 3315 nucleotides. RefSeq lists its product as uncharacterized. The record is from RefSeq and is a predicted model, not a curated record. Gene Ontology annotation, biological process: proteolysis. Gene Ontology annotation, molecular function: protein binding; aspartic-type endopeptidase activity. The coding region runs from base 1 to 3315 and encodes 1104 amino acids. NCBI's taxonomy places the organism in Eukaryota, Fungi, Ascomycota, Eurotiomycetes, Eurotiales, Aspergillaceae. The transcript has a single exon.
AUGGGGUGGUGCCGUGGACUGGGAAUGUGCUUUUGCGCGUUCUCGCUGUUUGUGGUGAUGCUGGGCUCAUAUCUUGCAAUGCACAUCCCCGAGCUGGAGGAAGUGCUGGCGGAACUGAACCAGCCACAUGAAGAGCCCUUCGACUGGCACGAUUAUAUCUUUGGCGACAGAGACGAGCCGGAACCGAAGUCGCCUCUUGAGCUGGCUUGUCGCUUAGGAGAUGUGAAUGCUGCGAGGGCUGCCAUCUCGUCUUCAUCGGCAACCGACCUCAACGCAGCCCUAUGCGAGAGCUGCAAGAGAAACAACACCGCUGUCGUCCAGCUGCUGCUCGAACACCCGCAGAUGGACGUGAAUGCUGCGCCAGAGGGGAACACUCCUCUAUUCUUUGCUGCGAUAUACAAUGAACCCGAAAUCAUCAGACUCUUGCUCGACCACGGCGCCGAUCCAUCGAUAAAGUCAAACGGUGAUCAUAGAGGGAGCGAGUAUUCUCCUGCAAAUUUGACGGCGCUCCAUGGACUAGGACGGGGAAUAAAUGGUAACCACCAUCCUGACCGCGACGAAAGGCUGAAUCGCGCCGCGGCGCUUUUGAUAGACGCCGGGGCCGAUGUCCAUGCCGUUGACAGCUGGGGCGACACUCCCCUCCAUGCAUGCCUUCAUAGCCGAGCGCCUUUUUUUAAACUGCUGCUCGGCGGCGGUGCAGAUCCAAAUGCUCAAAACGACCAAGGGGGCACCCCGAUGCACUUCUUCUUCGACCUGGGGGAACGGCCGGAGGACCUCGAGGUGCUCAUGGCUCAUGGAGCGAGACUGGAUAUUGUACGCACAUCGGAUGGAUUAACUCCCCUGCACUUUCAUCUGCCCAGUCUCAACAAUAUCUCAGCUCUGCGGCCCUACGUCUCCGACUGGGGGGUGGUUGAUGCAGAGGGGAGCACGCUGCUUCACCGGGCGGUUGCGAAGCAUCGCGUGGGCAACAAGGUCAUUUCAGAGCUGUUGGAGCUGGGGAUCGAUCCUAACCAGAGGGAUAACGAGGGGUGCCAGGCCAUCCAUAUGAUUAGCUGGUUCGAUGUUUUGCAGGAGAUCCUGGACAUGCUGCUGCCGGCUGGGGCUGACCUCGAGGCCAGAGACUACCAGGGACGUACGCUCUUAGCCCGAUUGAUGUAUCACGGUCCUAGCUACGACUAUUAUCAGACCCUACCGGCUCUGAUAUCCCUCGGGGCGGACUUGAACACCAAGGACAACGAUGGAAACGGCGUCCUGAGCUAUACAUUUAAACGGCAUACCUGGCACUUUGACCACUUCAACUAUCUCCUCUCAAUAGGGGCAGAUCCUCAUAUCACCAACAACAAUGGGGAUACUCUUUUACACCUCCUGGCCGCUAAUCUUGCCACUAUAACGGAUGAUACUAUGCUGAACGCCAUGAUCAAAUUGAUACAGCUGGGGGUGUCUCCCACUCAAACAAACUACCAGGGAAUGACCGCGCUGCAUAUUAUCUGCAGCGAGCCAUCUGAAAAACUGUUCACCCCGUCUAUCUUCGGUGCCAGUGUUUCCAUUGACCUGCUCCUCGACGCAGGCUUGAUAGACAGUCUAAACCAGCCCGACCACGACGGCAUACUCCCAAUCCACCUAGCAGCAGCAAAAUCCGAAGUCCUAGUGGGAAAGCUCAUUGUACGAGGCGCAGAUACCACUGCUACUACAAAUGACGGCCGCAAUUUGUUACAUAUCGCUGCGGCUGCCGGACAGGGCAACGUGGUUGGACUCCUGCUGGAGCACCAUGCAUACAUUGACAAACUCGCGCUGGUCAAUGCACGCCGCAAGAAACGCGGCUACACCCCGUUGCAUGAGGCAUCACGCUCAGGUCAAUUGGAGACCGUCUCGUUAUUGCUUGAGGCCGGGGCGGACGUCAGUGUAGCCGACAAUGGCGGCGAGCGGCCCAUUAUACAUGAAUUGUCGCGGUACGAAGGCAGUGAACUCAUUACACACCUGACAGACCGCAUGGCCGAAGACGGCUGGAUCAAUAGGUGGCAAGAUGGUCAUUCCUAUCUCCUCUUCGCUACCCAAAGCCAACUACCGAAUUUAGAGACUAUCAAGGCCAUUGUUGAAGACCUCGGCGUUGAUAUUAACGAGCGAUACACCGAAGAUACUCAAACCAGACCACCUCGGUGGUUUACCUCCAUGGCGCAUGCGGCCCGCGAGUACGAACUUGGGGAUACAGCUCUCCAUUACCUUGCAAAGGGCGGACAUUGGUGGCGCAAGGAGGCCAUCAAGUAUCUUCUCCAGCACGGGGCUGAUCCAAAUGCCAGGAAUGAUAAUGGCAAGACCCCCUUAGCACUCGCAGUACAAGAACAACUUUAUGGCGGUUAUCUGCAAAAGGAUAUUACGAGGAUACUUCUCGAAGGCGGAGCUGACCCUAAUAUCCCUGCUUCCUGUGGUCAUACCCCCCUGGCCCUAGCCGGACGCGAUACAGAGCUGGUCAAGCUCCUCCUCGAGCACAGCGCACAGCCAUCGCAAGAAGACCCCGAGGAACUCUUCUCAGCGCUUGAAACCUACAAUCUCGAAGUCGUCAAGCUCCUGCUAGACACAGGGCUGGAUCUGAACACAAUCAUUCUAACAGAAACGCAGCCUCACUGGCAUCUACACCGUCUUCCAAAACCCGAAGCUACCAGCGACAGCCCAACUGUCCGCCCACUCGAGUACAUCUCAAUGCGAGCCUUCAACGAAGCCCAUGCACGAGACCAAGCAAUCGAAUUGAUAAAACACCUCCUCGCCAACGGCGCAAACCCCUAUCUCUCCUCUUCCGCGAACCGCAGUACAAUCCUGCACUACAUCUUCGCCGACGGAGGAAUCAUCCAGCCCUAUCUAGAACUGGAAGAUCUCGACCUCGAACGCCGCGAUCCAGCCGGCCGAACCCUCCUCAUCACAGCCGCAAUGUCCGAUGUCGGAACAAACGGAUACGCAUUAGAUGUGCCCUUGUUCCUGUCCCCUGGCGGGCGGCUUCCACCGGUCCCUUACGCCGCGGGAGACACGACCCGCGCAAUGGCGCUGUAUGAGCGCGGAGCUAAUCUCACGGCUACCGAUAACAUGGGGAAUAAUGUAAUUCAUUUGCUGGUUGAGCACGACUGUAAGCAUGAAAAUGGAUUGGUUGAUGCCCAUUGCGAGACGGAGUAUCGGAGGACGCUGGAGCUGUUCCUGGAUAAGGCGCCGCAGUUGGCGACGCAGAAGAAUAAGGACUGGCUGUGGAGGACGCCGUUGGCAAAGGCAAAGGCUUUGAAGACUGAGUGGGCUGUUGAGGCCUUGACGGAGUUUCUUGAGUCUGCUUGA